Linum trigynum is the source of this 4866-nucleotide messenger RNA. NCBI's taxonomy places the organism in Eukaryota, Viridiplantae, Streptophyta, Magnoliopsida, Malpighiales, Linaceae. The record is from the annotation of a GenBank genome assembly.
CUACCACUCCACUCCCGCUACCCGCGCUAGCAACGUUUUACAGCUUCCCCGGCCACUCCUCCGUCGCUCUAUUUAAAAGCAGGAAGCAAGGCACCAAUCAGCUUUUUCAAAAGCACAAAAUAAAAAAGGAAAAUCGAACCCAAAAAAAAAAAAAAUUCGCUCCUCUUUUUUCGCGGCCUAAAUUGAAGGCAGGCGGCAGCGAAAAAUGGAAUUGCAGAGGGGAAGCGGACUACUGUACCAGCAAUUCAAGGCGCUGUUCAGAAAGAACCUGCUGCUUUCAUGGCGGAACAAGCGGGCGACCUUCCUCCAGCUAUUCUCCUCCUUCGUCUUCAUCUUCCUCCUCUUCUGCAUUCAGAAGGCCAUGAACUCCUCCACCGACUACACCACCGCUUACUCCUCCGUCAGGGACCCCGCCGCCGCCGUCUCCCCGCCGAUCCCUCCCUGCGAGGAGAAAUUCUUCGUCCGGACCCCCUGCUUCGACUUCCUCUGGAGCGGCAACGCCAGCGCUUCCGUCGGCCGGGUUGUGAGCCGCAUCAUGGCCAAUAACCCCGGCCGCCCCAUUCCAGAAGCUAAGGUGAAAUCGUUCAGGACGACGGGCGAGGUAGAUGCUUGGCUUUUAGCUAAUCCGAUGCAGUCCCCUGGCGCUCUGCAUUUCAGGGAAGUGAGCAGCGGAGUAAUAAGCUAUGGUAUUCAGACCAACUCUACAUCGCCCGGGAAACGAGGCCGGAUGGAAGAUCCCACGUUGAAGUUUCAAAUCCCGCUUCAGGUUGCUGCGGAGCGUGAAAUUGCUCGGUUUCUCGUCGGAGAUCCUAACUUCGGAUGGACGGUUCAACUUAAAGAAUAUGCACAUCCGGCGGAAGUGUUUUUCUCAGCGUUGAUUGCAGUUGGUCCUUCCUUCUUCCUUGCAUUUGCCAUGUUUGGAUUUGUGUUGCAGAUUACUGCUUUGGUUACUGAGAAGGAGCUCAAGCUUCGCCAGGCGAUGAGUACAAUGGGCCUUUAUGAUUCUGCAUACUGGUUGUCAUGGAUCACAUGGGAGGGAAUAAUUGCACUGUUCUCAGCACUUUUCUUGGUUCUCUUUGGAAUGAUGUUCCAGUUUGAUUUCUUCAAGAAAAACAAUUUUGCUGUCGUUUUUCUUGUGUUCUUCCUUUUCCAGUUCAAUAUGAUUGGUUUCGCCUUCAUGUUGUCAACCUUCAUUAGCAAGGCAUCUGCAGCCACAACUGCCGGAUUCUCUUUGUUUAUCAUCGGAUUUUUCACUCAGAUUGUUACUAUAUUUGGCUUCCCUUAUGAUCUUGAAACUUCCCAGACAUUAAGAAACAUCUGGUCACUGUUUCCGCCCAAUCUUCUUGCGCUAUCCGUGAGACAGCUUGCAGAUGCCACUCGUACCCCAGAAAGAACUGGAAUUAGCUGGAGCGGGAGAACAGACUGUAUAUCACGUCAAGAUUCCUCAACUUGUGCAAUGACAAUUAAUGAUGUCUUCAUAUGGCUCCUGGCAACAUUCGUUCUCUGGUUCAUUUUGGCAAUCUACUUUGACAACAUUAUCCCAAAUGCAUAUGGAGUGAGAAAAUCUGUGUUUUACUUUUUAAAUCCUUGGUACUGGACAGGAAAAGGUGGAAACAAGGUGAAAGAGGGUGGCAUCUGUAGCUGCAUGAGCUCAAUACCACAAGAAGAACAGAUUACUCCAGAUGAUGAAGAUGUCCUGGAAGAAGAAAACAUGGUUAAGAAAGAUGCAAGAGAAGACACAAUGGAUUCAGAUAUUGCAGUUCAGAUACGUGGACUAGCAAAGACAUAUGCUGGAACCAGGAAGAUAGGUUGCUGCAAAUGUCAGAAAACUUCAUCUUACCAUGCCGUUAGGGGAUUAUGGAUGAAUAUCGCUCAGGAUCAAUUGUUCUGUUUACUUGGCCCCAAUGGAGCUGGGAAAACUACAGCAAUCAAUUGCUUGACUGGAGUAUCACCAGUGACUAGUGGAGAUGCUUUGAUUUAUGGGUAUUCAAUUCGAAGUUCUGUUGGCAUGUCAAGCAUUCACAAAUUCAUGGGAGUUUGUCCCCAGUUUGAUAUUCUUUGGGAUGCAUUAUCUGGUCUGGAGCACCUUCACCUCUUUGCUACCAUUAAGGGCCUACCCCCAGCUUCAAUUCAAACAGUUGCAGAUGAAUUGCUGGCUAAAGUGAAACUUACUGAGGCAGCUAGGGUGAGAGCCAGGAGCUAUAGUGGAGGAAUGAAGCGUCGGCUCAGCGUGGCAAUAGCCCUCAUUGGCGACCCCAAGCUAGUCAUUUUGGAUGAACCAACUACAGGCAUGGAUCCUAUAUCCAGAAGACAAGUCUGGGAUGUAAUACAGGAAGCCAAAAAAGGUCGUGCAAUAAUUUUGACAACACAUUCAAUGGAAGAAGCUGAUGUCCUGGGUGAUCGAAUCUCGAUCAUGGCGAAGGGCAGGCUCAGAUGCAUCGGAACUUCCAUCCGGCUGAAGUCGAGAUUCGGUACCGGUUUUGUCACUAAUGUGAGCUUUGGUGAAAAGGUUAAUGGCCAAAGUCCUAUAAACCAACCCGUCGAUAGUCCAGCUACUCAUGAAGACGUCAAACAGUUCUUCAAACACCAUUUGGAUGUGACACCAGCUGAGGAAACCAAGUCGUUUAUGACUUUUGUCAUCCCUCAUGAUAAAGAGAAACUUCUGACAAACUUCUUUGCAGAGCUUGAAGAUAGACAGGCAGAAUUCGGCAUAAAGGACAUUCAGCUCGGUCUUGCAACGCUAGAAGAAGUGUUCUUGAACAUUGCAAGGCAGGCUGAGGUAGAAAGCGCCACAGCAGAGGGGCGCUUCAUCGCUCUGAACUUGACCUCCGGGACCUCCCUUCAGAUACCGGUCGGGAGCAGUUUCGUCGGAAUUCCAGGCACGGAAUCCACCGAAAACCCGAGAGGCCUCAUGGUUGAAGUGUACUGGGAGCAAGAUGAUACAGGGACACUUUGUGUAUCAGGACAUUCACCUGAAAUGCCUAUUCCUGCUGAUGUGCAGCCGUCGGUGCCUGCCGCAGCGCCAGCUCCAGGAGGGACCAACUUCUUGGGCCGGACUGGGCCUGUUUAUGGGCUUAUUAUUGAUCCAAAUCAGAUUCGUGGGGCUGAUACUCGAUGAUGCUACGCUGGUAUAGCUUCUAGUUUUGUUGAUAUCGUGUUCGUGUUGUAGAGUGAAGUUUAGGGCUUUCAUUAAUUGUUUCUCUCCCCACGGAGUAUAGAUGAUAGGUGUGAGGUAUACAAGUCGAUGGUCUAGGGCGGCCGUCGUUAGAGAAAGAAGAAUGUAAUGCAGUUGUGUGUUGUUGGUACAAGUAUUUUUUUGGUAAUAAUUAGUGAAGUUUAUGGAGGUUCACGUUCAUCUUAGAUCCUGAGCGAAUGAUUAAGGGUUUUUACCCUUUUUCUUGAGAGGAUUUUGGAUGGCCUGAUCGCUAUUUCCUGGAAGAUAAUAGUUUUUGACGGAUAUGAAUCUAUCGAUCGAUAAGGGAUUGAUCUCAUCCACCUUCAAAGAGGAAUUAGACCUAUUAUGGAGCAUUGUGUUCAAGUCGGAGGCACUAAAUCCUUGGAAGGAUUGUUGGGUUGCGAGGCUCCAACUUUCUUGAAUUUUAGGCAACUUUUCUUUGAGAAGCUAGUGAUAACUUUUCUUUGGUUACUCUAUUUCUCCUGAAUUUACAUCUACACAAUAUAUUAUGCACUUCACAUUUCACUCUGUAUCGUUAUUGCCACCUUGCAUUUUGAUUGGUUCUCUUUAUUUGGUGGAAGAACAAUUUUGCUCAUUUUUCAAACACUCAAGGGUCACUCAUUGUUAUUGGACUUUUGGUUUUCUUUUUAGUAAAUGCGAUUAGGAUUAAGGAAAAAUAAAGGGUUAAUUGCAUGGUUGGUCACUGACAUUACAAAAAAAGUUUAAGUUUGAUCACUCGAAAUAUUUAAAUCCAUUGGUGGUAUUUCAGUUUACUGAAACCGUUUAUGUUUGCUCACUCUCCGUCCAACUCCGUUAACUUUGGUUGAUGUGGCAAUCAACUCUCAAAGUUGACCGUUAACUUAGUGAUGUGGCAUUUAAGAAAUAAUAAAUAAAAUUUAUUUUAUUUUAAUGUACAACUCAUUUUUACCAUAAAAAAUUAAAAUAAAUAAAUAAAUAUUAUAAUCUAUUUGACCCUACUGCCUAAAUGUAUAUGUUGUUCUUCAUUCCCACCAAACUUCCGAAUGACACAGGAAACUGACCAAAUGAAAGGGUGGGCCCUAGUUAUCUGAAAUCGAAAUCAACCAUGAAAUCGGAAAAUUGAACCCUUACCCACAACCUCACUUAAACCUAACAAGCAGCAAGAAUAGGAACAUGUGUGCGGCAAUUACCAAAGGAAAACCUAAACCAAUUCAGGAUUAGAGGAUACAUUCAUCAAACCAAACGGAAGAAUUCAGAAUCGCUAAGCGAUGGAAUUCAGAAAGGUUUCAAGAACGAAUUAAAAAGAGAAUGGGCAAGGAAUUGGCAGGAGAAAUGAAAAACUCACCAUCAUUUUGAGCUUCAAACAGUCGAUAUGUUCAGCGCUGCUAGCAGGAGGGAGGGCGACAGUGGUUCGAGGACGUAGGUGUCUUCAAGGGCCGAUCUCAGAACAAAUCUCCCCCCUCGUCCUCUUGGGACUACAAGAGCUGGCGGCGAGAAGACGGUGGUUUGUGUAUGGAGAAAGGGAAUGAGCUAGCCUCAAUUCGGUGGAACCUCUAGCGUGGAUCGAAGACCCAGAGGAAGAGCAAGAGCACAGACAACGAUGGAGGGUAGAGCGAGGAGCUUAAGGAAAUAAUAAAAUAAAUAUAUAUUUUUUUAUUUUAGUUAUUUAUUUAUGGUAAAAAUGAGUUGGACAUUAAAAUAGAUUUUAUUUU